UCACAAGGAAUGAAGCAACUCAUUGUCCAUGUGGACAACCUGUUUUCGACUUCCCCACAUGGGGCGCUCAUUCAACAUCGUCUUCCUCCGGUUGCCAAUGACAGCAGUCAGCUGAGGAUUUUGCAUUACUUGAUUCAGUGUAGCCGAAGCAGCACCGUAGUCCUCUAGCCUUGACAUUGUUGGAGAAUGCCUAAAUUGGGAUAGCUGGUGUUGUGAAGACAAGUCACCUUGUUAUGAAAACCAUUUUCCUUGGAGCAGGUGGAAACAGUAGAGUGGAGCCGCUACACAAUGUACUCAGACUGGCGCUCGCUGCACCUAAUGGUGCAGAGUGACCAGGGCCACCUCAGUGUCCUUCACACGUACCCUGGAGGCGUGGGGUUGGAGGUGGCCAACGCAGUGGUCAAACCCCUGGGGAUGGCCGCCAUCCCCAUGGCCACCGAGAACAUCCUCAAGACGGACAAAGAGGUGAAGUGGACCAUGGAGGUACUGUGCUAUGGCCUAACUCUUCCCCUGGAGGGGGACACAGUGAAGCUGUGUGUGGACGUAUACACAGACUGGAUGAUGGCCCUGGUGAUGCCCCGGGACUCCAUUCCACAGCCGGUGGUGAAGGAGCCCAACCUGUAUGUCCAGACCAUCCUCAAACACCUCUACAACGUCUUCUUACCCAGGCCGGAGCAGUACAGUCUGAGCCACAUCCGGCUGUGCCAGCAGGUGCUGACGGCAGUACAGAAGCUGGCCAGGGAGUCCGUCUCCAUGGUGAGAGAGACCUGGGAGGUACUGCUGCUCUUCCUGCUCCGGAUCAACGACACGCUGCUGGCCCCGCCCACCAUUGGAGUGGGUGUGGCAGAGAAGCUGGCGGAGAAGCUGAUGGCGGUGCUUUUUGAGGUGUGGCUGCUGGCUUGCGCCCGCUGCUUCCCCACGCCGCCCUACUGGAAGACUGCUCAGGAGAUGCUGGCCAACUGGAGGCACCACCCACCCGUGGUGGAGCAGUGGAGCAGGGUGGCCUGCGCCCUCACCUCCAGGCUGUUGCGGUUCACCCAUGGCCCCUCGUUCCCCCCGUUUAAAGUCCCUGAUGAGGAUGCCAACCUGAUUCCAGUAGAGAUGGACAACGACUGUGUUGCCCAGACCUGGUUCCGCUUCCUCCACAUGCUGAGCAACCCCGUGGAUCUGAGCAACCCGACGUUGGUUAGCACCACGCCCAAGUUCCAGGAGCAGUUCCUCAACUCGAGCGGCAUCCCCCAUGAGGUAGUGCUGCACCCCUGCCUCAAGCAGCUUCCCCAGAUCUUCUUCAGGGCCAUGCGGGGGGUCAGCUGCCUGGUGGACGCCUUCCUGGGCAUAUCACGGCCCAGGGUCGACAGUGCCCCGCCCACACCGGUCAACAGACUGAGCAUGUCCCCUCCCUCCUCCAACAACACCACGCCCCCACACAGCCGCAAGCAGCGACACACCGUGGUCACAAAAACCGCCAGCAAGAGUUUAACGGGCAGUGCAGCCCAGCCAGCCAAAGUGUCUGCGUCUCAGCAGCUGUCGUCAUCACCCACCAUGCUGGCCAGCCCCACCCAGAGCAGUUGGGAGAUGCAGCCGCUGCCCGCCCCAGCCAGGCCUAAGGUCAACAGCAUCCUCAACCUCUUCGGUCAGUGGCUGUUUGACGCAGCGCUAGUGCACUGCAAGCUCCACAGCGGCCUCAGCCGAGACCCCAGCAUGACUGCCAUAGCCACUCAGGUGGGUCUGGAGCUGAGAAGGAAGGGAUCCCAGAUGUCCACCGACUCCAUGGUGUCAAACCCCAUGUUCGACACUAACGAGUUCCCCGAGAGCUACGAGGCGGGCCGUGCAGAGGCCUGCGGUACCCUGUGCCGCAUCUUCUGCAGUAAGAAGACUGGAGAGGACAUUCUCCCAGUCUACCUGUCCAGGUUCUACAUGGUUCUGAUCCAGGGCCUCCAGAUCUCUGACUUCAUCUGCAGACCCGUGCUUUCCAGCAUCAUCCUCAACUCCUCCUCUCUGUUCUGCUCCGACCUGAAGGGCGUCAACGUGGUGGUCCCCUACUUCAUCUCAGCUCUGGAGACCAUUCUGCCAGACAGGGAGCUGUCUAAGUUCAAGCUGUACGUGAACCCCACUGACCUGAGGAGGGCUUCCAUCCACAUCCUACUGGCCAUGCUGCCGCUCCCACACCACUUUGGCAACGUCAAAUCCGAGGUUCUUCUGGAGGGGAAGUUCAGUGAUGAUGAUGGGGCACCCCACGACCAGUCCCUUUCCUUCCUGUCCCUGAGGCUACGUCUUGUCAACGUCCUCAUCGGAGCCCUGCAGACAGAGACGGACCCCAACAACACCCAGCUCAUCCUAGGUGCAAUGCUUAAUAUUGUUCAAGACUCUGCUCUUUUGGAGUCCAUAGGUGCACAAACUGAAACGGGCAGUGUGGAUGGGAGCCACGCGGGGCUGAAGGGCCACAGCCGCACCAGCAGUAGCUUCAGCUUUACUAGCGGGGGCAGCACUGGCACUGAGGCCACCAGCCCAGACUCAGAGCGCCCGGCCCAGGCACUACUCCGGGACUACGAUACUGCGGCGGGCCUCCUGGUGCGCAGCAUACAUCUGGUCACCCAGAGGCUCAACUCCCAGUGGAGGUCCGACAUGAGCAUCUCAUUGGCUGCCCUGGAGCUGCUGGCUGGCCUGGCCAAGGUGAAGGCGUGUGUGGACUCUGCGGACCGUAAGCGUGCUGUCAGCUCAGUGUGUGGUUACAUCGUGUACCAAUGCAGCCGGCCGGCCCCCCUUCACUCCAGAGACCUCCACUCCAUGAUCGUAGCAGCCUUCCAGUGUCUGUGUGUGUGGCUGACUGAGCACCCAGACAUGCUGGAUGAGAAGGACUGUCUGAUGGAGGUAUUGGAAAUUGUAGAGCUGGGUAUCUCAGGCAGCAAGUCCAAACAGGAGCAGGAGGUGAGACACAAGGGAGAGAAGGAGCACAACCCCGCCUCCAUGAGGGUCAAGGAUGCAGCAGAGGCCACCCUCUCCUGUAUUAUGCAGGUCCUGGGGGCCUUCCCAUCCCCAAGCGGCCCGGCCUCUACCUGCAGCCUGCUAAACGAGGACACUCUGAUCCGCUACGCCCGGCUCAGCGCCACGGGGCCCAGCAACUUCCGCUACUUUGUCCUGGACAACUCGGUCAUCCUGGCCAUGCUGGAGCAGCCACUGGGCAAUGAGCAGAACCCCAGCCCGUCAGUGACGGUCCUAAUCCGGGGCAUGGCCGGCCGACACGCUUGGACUAUGCAACUCUUCCACCAGCCCAGAGGAGCACGGGCCAACCAGAGGCAGGUGUUUGUCCCUGAGGGCCGCCCAGCGCCUAACAAUGACGUGGGGAUUCGCUACACUGUCAAGCAGAGGCCCUUCCCUGAGGAGGUGGACAAGAUCCCCCUGGUCAAAGCCGACGUCAGCAUCCCAGACCUGGACGACAUCGUUAACAAAGAGCUGGGGAUGCAGCAUGAUAGGCUGCGCAGCAUGAUGACCAAGCAGAUUGAGUAUGAGUGUUCCCUGGAGCGCCACAGCGAGGACGUCUGGAGUUCCAAGUCAUUCCCAGACCCCCUGACUGACUGCAAACCCCCUCUGCCCGCCCAGGAGUUCCAGACAGCCCGCCUCUUCCUCUCUCACUUUGGCUUCCUAUCUCUAGAGGCACUGAAGGAACCGGGCAACAGCCGUUUACCCCCUCACCUCAUCGGACUGGAGUCCUCAAUGCCAGGGUUCUUUGAUGACAUCGCCUACUUGGACCUGUUGCCAUGCCGACCUUUUGACACUGUCUUUGUGUUUUACGUGAGGGCGGGACAGAAAACCAGCCACGAGAUCCUGAGGAACGUGGAGACAUCAUCCAGUGUCCAGCCCCACUUCCUGGAGUUCCUGCUGUCUCUGGGCUGGCCCGUGGAUGUGGGCCGGCACCCCGGCUGGACCGGACACCUGGACACCAGCUGGUCCCUUAACUCCUGCAGCAGCGACAACGACUCACAACAGAUAGAGGAGGCAGCUCCACCGGGGGACACGGGAGGUUCUGUAUUCAAUGGGGAGAAGAAGGUGCUCUACUACGCCGACGCUCUGACUGAGAUCGCCUUUGUCGUUCCAUCGCUGACAGACUCCGAAGAUUCCUCGGUGCACAGUGACUCUACAGUGGAGGCGGACACACACACAGACCUCCUGCCUAGUUUACUAAAACAACCCAAGCUAACACUGGAGCUCUUCCCCAACCACUCAGACAACCUAGCAGCUUCCCAAAGGCAGAAUUCUAUGGUGAAGACUAAGAGGUCCUCCACAGGAAAGACUGCCCCUCCCCUGGGGCCUGAGACUAAGGUGCUAGUGGUCUGGGUGGAGCGCUACGAUGACAUCGAGAACUUCCCUCUGUCUGAUCUCUUGGCGGAAACCGGUACUGGUUUGGAGGCGAACAACAGCACUUCCUGCAGGUCUGGGCUCCUGGAGAAGGACAUGCCCCUGAUCUUCAUCCACCCCCUAAGGACGGGUCUGUUCCGGGUCAGGCUCCACGGGGCCAUGGGCAAGUUCAACAUGGUCAUCCCCCUGGUGGAUGGCAUGGUGGUCAGCCGCAGAGCACUAGGGUUCCUGGUGCGCCAGACGGUCAUCAACGUGUGCCGGCGGAAGCGACUGGAGAGCGAGACGUACAGCCCGCCGCACGUCCGGCGCAAGCAGAAGAUUGCAGACGUCGUGCACCGCUACCGCAACAAGCAGCUGGAGCCCGAGUUCUACACCUCACUCUUCCAAGACGUGGGGGAGGGGAGGCCUGUUCACCUUUGACCUCUCCCCUCCCUUUGAAAAACACUAACACACACACUCUCACACACACACACACAGCCCCAGAUUCUCUAUAUUUAUACAGUUCUAUUUUGUUAUUUAUGUCAAACGCUGCCAUUGACGUCGAGAGCAGUGUCAAAAAAUGUUACCAGGUGCAAGCAGUACAUUUGUAGUACGAACACAUCUGAGCCUGUCUUUUUGGUGGCUACUAAGCCCCAGUUAAGCUCGGGACACUUGGCAUUGAAAAUAUACUGCACAUCCUUAUCAGUCUACUCUAUGCUUUGUGGCACCAGUUUCUGACGCUCUAUAAUUUGCAAUAGGAUAAUCUACUUUUGGUCUUUUUUUAAUAUUGUGAUGAAGAGUGGACAACGUUAUUGGCCUUUUAAUUCUCCAUUUUAGAGUUUCUGUUUUUAAUGAAGAUGGAGCCUAAAUGUAGAUGGACCAGACUCCUAAUUAUAGGGUUACUUGAUCAUUUUACAUGUAUCAUAUCGAUACAGAUGGGGAGAGGAAGGAGAGACUCUGGGAUUUGGGCCGAUACCGUGCGGGUGGUUGUGGUGAGAGAUUUGGUGAACUGCAGUUGGAUCAAGACAUUUUACGCGAUGGAUCCAUAUAUUACUUUGAAAGUGUUUACAUCUUAUCUAAAAACGAUUGUAAAAAAAAAAAAAAAAAGUAUUCUCCUCUCAUGUAUCUGUCCAAAGUCUUCUAUUUCAUUGAGAAAAUGGAGUUGAACAUUGCAGCAAUAUUAGGCAUUGGUCAGCUUACUUACUGAGUCUCAAAACAUGGAAAAAAUAAGCAAAGACAUUUAAAGAGGUACUUCACCCCCUUAUCUAAAUUAUUCUGUUUUCAUACCAGUUUUAAGGUGUAGUGGUGAACUAUCCCUUUAAUGUUGGUCAGCUGCUAACUGAGAGAUUGCAUAGAUAUUGUUCUUACAAUGAAGUAGACCAGUGUUAUUCAUUCCGGCACUGAACCAUUUUGACGUGUAGGUCAUAUUACACUGUUUGUGUGAGACUGCAGAUGUCAACAUUGCAUCUGAGGUGUUUCUGCUCUCGUCUGCAAGUCUAAUCAGAUCAGUCACUCCAUCCCACGCAACGGCAUGUCUAUACUGUAUGCGUGAUGCAACACAUGGAAGUGAUGGAAGAUGAGCAUACGGUUCUUCUCCUUUCUGCUGAUGGCACAUGGUUCUUCUCCAUUCUGAAGAAGGCACACUUUUUGUCAGAUGAUGUGUCUAGGCAUUGCUCUUCUUUAUCAGAAAUGCAUCUCCUUGUGUACGGAGAAAAGUUGUUGGUCUCUUUGAAUGUGUGAGAUUGUCUCAAUCUAUUUAGUUUUUUGUUGCAUCUUCUAAAACAAAACGUUAUGCGAAAAUAAUACACUUUGUUUCAUUGGAUGGCAAGUUGACUGAUAGGCUAGUUGUAUUAAGGAAAGGUCAAGUACAGUUACAUGUGAUUAGGAAUCAGAAAAUGAUUAGAAUUAACAGAUUUUCAUAUUCACUGCAAAUUAACAGUUUUAUACCAUCUAUACAAUCGUGAGUUUACUUUGCGUAUUGCAAUUGGUUUACCAAUUUUUGUUUUUGUUUACUUACUGUGCUUUUGAAAGCCCUGAAGCAAACCCUUUACUGUCUGCCUGUAAUAAUUUGCAUUUAUUUAUGGCAAUGAUUGAAAAGGAUAAACCUCCAUACAUAUUUAUUUGAUCUUUAUGCACUGAGCACAUUUUUAUAUAUAUUUUUUUUAACUUACAAUUUUUUUUUUUUUUUUUUUACAGUGGUCUGCAGUUUGGAGAUAUACUCAAGGAAGAGUUUUAUCUUAUGAAAUGUAAAUGAUGAAAAUACUUUGUUUGUUAAAAUAGACCCUAACGCAAUGGGGCGGUAGCACUAUAGAUCCAGGGGUGUGUCAGAAAUAUUUUAGCUAUUUUCACAGUGGGAAUUAUGGGUACAGUAGCUGGCUGUGGUGCGAAAAGGCUGGGUUUUGAUGAAUAAAUAAGUUAUAGAUGUGUUGAGGUGCUCCCUGGCUAAAUAUGUGGUUGCUUCAAGUUGUGUAUUUCCUUUAUUUUGUUAUCCAAUCCAAUUGGACAUGCCAGACGUUGUCAAAAAGCAACAUUCAAUUUACUAUUGAUAAGACCCCAAAAAAGACAGUUAAUAAUACUCGUCAAAUUCGAAUAAAAACAAAACAACUUGUUUGAAAUAGGCUACAUCUAAAUCCAUUUACAGGCACCAAUUACUCCCUGUGGGCAUAUAAUAUUCAGACAAUGUAGACAAUGGAGGGUUUUACACACACACUUUUCACAGGAGCUGGAAAAAAUUUGAAUAGAUCUUUAUUUGUCUGAAAUAGACCCCUUAGUCUUUGACAUGUUUAAUCUAUCAUUGAAUUAGAUUGUCUUACUUUUUGAUGGUUUUAUGAAUGUAUGUGCUUUUGCACAUAGCCUACCUUUUUUUUGUUCAGGAAAACAAGUAUGGAAUAUUAAUUAAUCAAAGCAAUUGCAUACAAUCAAUAGCUAAUCUUAUCCUGAAUUACUUAUUUGUCGUUUGGUAAUAUUUAAGAACUUGUGUUGUACAGAAAGGAAUAAUUAUAUGUAAAAUAUAAGAAAUGGUGAGGUUUGUCUGUUGCAUUCCUCUUUUAAAAAGGCAAAAACAAAAUGUAUGUAUGCAACUGUCUGGGAGAAUCACAGUGGAAAAUGAAUGUAACCUGCAUUGAUUAAAACGUAUCUUUUCAUUGAAUCCUUUUGAUCCCCAACCUUUGUUUACAUGGUGUCUGAGGAAUAAAGUUGAAUCACACUUUUU
Messenger RNA from Oncorhynchus kisutch (coho salmon), 7546 nucleotides. RefSeq names its product ral GTPase-activating protein subunit beta. Gene Ontology annotation, molecular function: GTPase activator activity. The transcript has 30 exons. Lineage: Eukaryota; Metazoa; Chordata; Actinopteri; Salmoniformes; Salmonidae. The record is from RefSeq and is a predicted model, not a curated record. Gene Ontology annotation, biological process: regulation of small GTPase mediated signal transduction; activation of GTPase activity. The coding region runs from base 289 to 4776 and encodes 1495 amino acids.